AUGGCUCGGCGUAUCGUACGAACAGCUGUCAAGCUGCUCAUCGCGACCAUCGUCUUCUCCAUCGCCCUACUCUUCCUCGAUAGAAACUAUCGCGUUUUGCCACCAUCUCUCCACGCGUACAUGCCCCAGCAUCAUCACGGUCACGUCGUCACCGAUAUAACUGUACUUCAGUGUUCCUCCGUCAACCCCUUUUCGUCCUGCGUUCUCGAUCCGGAUGUGUGGCAACGUAUCGACAAGGAUCUCUACCUAGGCAAGGCCUGGGUAUCAACCGCAUACCUCUAUGUUAGGCGAAAGAAGGAAGAAGAUCUAGCGGAUGGCGACAGAGUUGUGAUGGAUCUCUCUGUUGGCCGCUUAGACCCGAGCGCCAACGAAAACGCCAAUACAGAUCCCGACGAAAAAUGGGAAUCUCGCCCUUGCGGUCUCUGGAUCAAGAGGUCCACCAGCAAAUUCGCAAGUGAUUCGGAUAACGCCAUCACGGCCAUUGAUGUGUUAUUUGGGGAUGACUCUGUGGAGGCGCGCGAGGGCUGGAGUAUUGUCGGCACUAGGCUUUUGCUUGAGUCUAGCUCCGGCAUCCCUGGAUCAUAUCUGACCGUACGACGAGGGGUGCCAAACGCCGUACCCAAGCCCGUUCCCCGAAUCAAGGACAAUGGGAAGUUCAAAAUCAUCCACAUCUCCGACCUCCAUCUCAGCACCGGUGUUGGCGCGUGUCGCGAUGCCAUCCCGGACUCUUACCAAGGCCGCAAGUGCGAGGCUGAUCCCCGCACGCUCGAUUUUAUCACCAGGGUUAUCGACGAGGAGAAGCCCGACCUCCUUACGGCAAUCUUCAAGUAUGCGCAGAUUGCGAUUAAGCGCAAGAUCCCGUAUGUGUCUAUCUUCGGUAACCAUGACGAUGAGCAGACUCUCUCGCGAAGCGCCCAGAUGUCAAUCAUUGAAUCCUUGCCCUACUCCUUGUCUGCCGCUGGACCUGCCGAAAUUGAUGGUGUAGGCAACUACUAUAUCGAGAUCCUGGCCCGUGGGCACUCUGAUCACUCUGCCCUAACCCUCUACAUGCUUGAUACACAUGCCUACUCGUCGAAUGAGAAGAAGUACCCAGGCUACGAUUGGAUCAAGCCGAACCAAGUUGAUUGGUUCAAGCGAACGGCGACGAGCCUCAAGCCCGCACAUAAAGAGUAUACACACAUCCAUAUGGAUCUAGCCUUUAUCCACAUCCCCCUUCCUGAAUACAUUGGCGUCAGGAAUUAUUGGAAGGGCGCUUGGAGGGAGUACGUCACGGCCCCGCAGUACAACUCUGGUUUCCGAGAUGCACUCAUCGAGCAGGGCAUCGUCAUGGUCAGCUGUGGACACGACCACGUCAACGAUUAUUGCAUGCUUUCGUCGGAAGGCGAGGAUGACGCAAAGAAGCCCGCGCUCUGGAUGUGUUAUGCCGGUGGGUCCGGGUUUGGAGGAUAUGCCGGUUAUGGUGGAUUCAACCGGAGACUCCGAGUCUUUGAGGUAGAUGCCAACCUUUCACGCAUCACGACGUGGAAAAGAGUCGAGUUUGGAGAACCUGAAGAGUUGGCAAAACGUGUCGAUGAACAAGUGAUUGUGGAUGGUGGUCGGGCUGUUGGGCCUACGAUGGAGGAGGAGGCUGCUGAGAAAGAGGGACCUCCCCUCUAA
Messenger RNA from Parascedosporium putredinis, 1656 nucleotides. The record is from the annotation of a GenBank genome assembly. Lineage: Eukaryota; Fungi; Ascomycota; Sordariomycetes; Microascales; Microascaceae.